AUGUCGGAAAAUCGUCGCUCAAACAACAAAGUCACCUGCUGCCACCUCACGUCUGUUGCAUCCGCAUGGACCAAAUCACAACACCGGCGCCUGCCCCUCGUGACGGGAGUCGAGCCGUCUGCACUGUCCAGCCCUGGCUGGGGGUCUAAUUUAGCCGUUUGUCAGUCGAGAGCUGACGCGUCUGCAUUUGCGUGUUUGCCUCGUCUUCCUUUACUCUCUUUGCCCACUCAGUCCUCGUCUGACUCGGGUCUCUUCUUCACACCAACUCCCGCCUCGCGCUUUGUUGCAUUUUCCUACGGCUCGAUAUCCCCGAGUGGCAUGCCGUCCCAGCUCGUCUGA
Molecule: messenger RNA, 339 nt
Organism: Protopolystoma xenopodis
Lineage: Eukaryota; Metazoa; Platyhelminthes; Monogenea; Polystomatidea; Polystomatidae
Source: the annotation of a GenBank genome assembly